Parus major (Great Tit) is the source of this 4994-nucleotide messenger RNA. RefSeq names its product EF-hand calcium binding domain 2 (gene EFCAB2). Bases 278 to 790 code for a protein of 170 amino acids. Gene Ontology annotation, molecular function: calcium ion binding. The record is from RefSeq and is a predicted model, not a curated record. NCBI's taxonomy places the organism in Eukaryota, Metazoa, Chordata, Aves, Passeriformes, Paridae. The transcript is spliced from 7 exons.
GUUCUUCCACUUUCUAAAGCUCAGACACAUGGAAAUCUACGCGAUUGCUGGAGAAAGCUGUAUUUUUAAGAGAAAGGGAGGCCUUUGAAGUGGCAGGUUGAAGGGGUUCCCUCGAUCCCUGCCUGGAAGGGCGGUGGGGCGCAGUGGGGCCCCUACGAGGGGCUCGGGCACGUUUUCCGCCCCUUCAGCACAGCGGGAGCGCCGCCCGACACCCGGGGUGCGAGGAGAGGGCCCGCGCAGGCCCGCGUCGCCAUAGCGACAGCACGGCGCUGUGGCCAUGGCGAAAAAGGAGGGGAAGGCCAACGAUGGCCUAGUCGCUGAAAUUGAGAAAAAGAUUACAGAAGCUUUUGAGGUGUUUGACCGUGAAUCCAAUAAAACUGUGGAUGUCAGGGAGAUUGGUUGCAUUAUCAGGUCACUGGGUUGCUUCCCAAAUGAGGCAGAAGUACAGGAACUGCUUGCACAGAUAGAAGUAGAAGAACCAGGUGGAUUUGUUCAUCUGGAAAAAUUUCUUCCAGUGAUGACAAAAGUUCUACUUGAUAGAAGAUUCCGGCCUAUUCCAGAAGAUGUUAUUCUACAUGCAUUUGAGGCUUUGGAUGAGAAUAAAUGUGGAUAUAUUACCAAAGAGGACCUGGUUAAACAUUUGACUGAAGAAGGUGAGCCCUUUACUCAGGAGGAAAUGGAGGACAUGCUUGCUGUUGCUCUAGAUCCAGAAACAAAUAUUCUUCACUACAGAGACUACCGUACAAAGCUGGUAGUAGAUGAAACUAAGACCUUCCCCUUUAAUGUCUGAGAUGCCUUUUGGUAACAGCACCAUGGUUUGACAGAUAGUUGAAAUACGUAUUUCAAAGUAUAACAAAGCUCAGCUUGUGACUUUGUGCUUAUAAUUAAAAUAAAAUCUGUAGUUAUGUUUCCUUGGCUUAUGUGUGCAUGUGUGUAUAUAUAUAUACAUAUACAUAUAAAAAUAUAUUCAUACCUGUAAAAAGAGCUCUUGACUUUGUAAGGUCUAGAAAAUAAAAUAAUGGAAUUUUGUUGAAAAAUAGCAGGAAAAAUAAUGUUAAUGAAGUCAAGAAGUAACUUUAUGAUUGCUUUUGAAAAACUAACAGAAAAUGAGACCUGUGAAAACACAUAAUAUGCAGAUAAGUGAGUAUCUUAAGGUGACUAAUACUAGUAAGAUGAAACUUUUAUAUUUAACUGUAAUCCUUGUUUGUGUUUAACUAAUAAGGAACCAGAUAGGUUAUAUAUUUUGAAAUAUUAUAAUAGAUCAAAUGAACUUUUUAUAAUUUCUAGUGUUUUUCAAGUAUUUGUGUUUUGUUUACCAUAGGCCAUUAAACUGGACCAGUUAGUUCCAGUUCAUAUUACUAAUCCACUGUCAUAGUAUUUUGCUUUCAUUUUAAACAUGCAGGGAACACUCCAACCAUUUCCAUAGUCAACCUAAACCUUGAGAGCAUUUUGGUUACUAUAGGAAAUGAACAGUUCCCCUUUUGUAAUCAGUUUGAAAGUCAGUAAUUUCAACUCUUCAAAACUUAGGAUCACAGGAUGAGAACUUGAUUUUCAUAAACUGAUGAAGUACCAUUUUUCGAAAGAUAUUAGUGUAGAUUGGAUGUCUCAGCUUUUCUUGCUAGCAGAUCACCAUAGGUCUCGCAGCUCUUCUCAUUUCUGGUUUGAUAAUUUCCUGUUAGUGUAUGGCUGUUCUUUAACUUGAGUUCAGGUUCUUUCCUGUCCAGUUCUUGCUGUACAUCAUCUUCUAAUAAGUGACCAGCAGCUGAUGAGAUCUCAGCUUGUAGGAUAUUCUGUGUUUUGCUCCUCAAGAGUAGCAUCUUGCACUUUGUACUCCACCUCAUUUCUGUUUUACUACUCUCUAUCAAGUUUGCUUUCUUCCUGUACUGUGUUCUAUCUCUCCUUUGUCCCAACUGCAUAUUCCAGCUCUGUGUCAUCCACAGCCUUCAUCAGCUGAUGAAACCCAGGGAAGACUGACACGGAGAGGCACUGAGUCCUUACUCCUUGUCAUGCCCUUCUAGUGGCAGCGCUGAGAAUAGAGCCUAGGGCUCCUCCUUGUAUUAGGUCUUUUGCACUGCCCAUUUGUUUCCUUUGGGCUGGCAUCUCAUACAAACUGCUUUCAUGCACAGCUACUAGUGAUCUGCUGUGUUUCACAAAGAAAAUAUUAGUAUGAUCUAAAUUGAGUGAUGGAAGCAGUCUGAAAGAGACCAUUUUUUGAUUCACCCUUUACUUCUCUAACCCAAGUUGUCUUUCACUGAUACUUGCUUAAACAGCAAGACAAUGAAGAGUUAAUGCAGGUAGACAACAUUUGCACAGUUCUAAGCUGCAUCUGGGAAACACUGUUGCACUGCUCCUAAGACUCAGCCAUGCACUCUGGUUAAUACAUUUACUAUGGGUUCCACUUCAUUGCCAGUGAAGGAAAAACAAAGGCUGUCAUUAGUGUUAUACUGGGGGAAGAUACAGGUUUUUGAAGAUUAAAGCAAGAGCAACAGAGGCCGAUUAAGAAAGUAUAUUUUUAUUGGCCUUCUUCAGUCUCUCUUUCAAUGCUGAAAUUAUUUUCUGUAGAUGAAACCUUCUUCCAUUUAAUGGAAGAUGUGUUGAUGUGUUGUACUGGACUUCUGAAACAGGUGAUGUGGGUGCAAGUUUCAUUCAUAUGCAGUCUUGGAGUCCUUGUCAGUGUCAUCUUGGAUAUCAUCAGAAAGAUGUUUAUUUCAGGAUAUCAUUUCAUAGCUCCCAGUGCUCCAGAGAGAGCACAAUUUGUUUCUAGCAGUGUUUCCCCAGAGGCUGCCUCAGCUGUUGCUGUGUCAAGUCAGGAUGUCCAUGUACAACACUUACAAUUCAUAGUGCAGGUAGGAUCUUAACAAACAUUCUUUUAUUAUAUAUAUAUAUAUAUCAGUUCUCAAAUGCAAGGAAAGAGGGUAUUCUGGAAAAUAAAAAGUGUGAUUGUGUCUGAAUUUAUUGUACAGCCACUCUUCUAGUUCCAUCUUCUUGUACCUGUCCCCAAGAAAGAUAUGUGCAAACAGGACAGACAAAAGCAGGUUGCAAUCUUAUCUUUGGGCAUAAGCAAGCAAAUUUUAUUGCUAUGGAGUUUCAAACUGCGGGUGAAAGAAUUGUCAAGAACCAACAUCAGACUCUGUAGGAUCCUAAAACCUGAGUGCACUCUGGCAGCUAGGAUUAAAUAGAGUGACCUGACAGGCUUCUGAAGCAGCUGUCACAUAGGUCACCCCAGAAGAGUCUGAGCAGUGACCACACAUGACUGUUUCCUUGCCUGUGCCUUUCAUCACUUGGCAGCCCAUGGCCACCCUUUUCCCCAUGGGGUGGUAGGCUGCAUGAGGGACUGAGUGCCCUGCUUCUCUGUGCUCCCUGGGGAUGAGCAGAGACCCAUAUGCUAGGGAAAGGGAGGGGAGACUUAGGGAACCAUUUUGGUGAAACUAAAACCCAUCUUUGUUUCUAAAUUUGAAGGGAAAAAUAUGUUACUUUGUCCUUUUCUUUAAGGUGAACAAAUUGAACUGCUGAGUGGGCUUGAGCUGUCUCUUAUUACGUGCCUCUGCCUGCUGGCUGUUUUGCCUCUUCCCUCAAGAUUGGGAACCAAGGUAAGGGACUGGAACAAAAGGAGAGAUCUCCAGGGAGGAACCAGUGUAGCACCUGGAUUUCACACAGGGAAGUAGAGCCAAGGCACUGAAAAAAUUAGGCAAGUCGGAGGGUUUUUUGACCUAAUUGAAGGAGGGAGAGAGAAGGGAACUCAUUAUCCAGAUGUGAAAAACAAAACAAAAUUAAAAGAAGAAAAAUCAAAGAAGCAAACACUGGAAACCAUCUACACGUACAACUGAAUCAGCAGGCUGUUUACAUCACUGCUGUGAGCUGUAGUCUGGACAAGGUUUUACUUGUUUAAAAUCUUAAGUAGGUUCAGCUGUGUCAGGUCUUAUCUAGUGUAUAGUGGAGACCUCAGUCUUACUGAUGCUGUGGAGGAAUUCUUCUAGCUGCUGAGCUUGUGCUUGGGAGUACAGUUGCUCAUAUUCCAGGUAAUACAUUGCUUUUUGUGUUUCCUUCAUCAGCUUUGAAGUUGCUUCUCCAAAACACUCUUCUGUCUGUUAGUGAUAGUCCCAUAUAUAUUCACACCUGAAGACUUCAGUGUUUUCCCACUGCAAUGUGUACCAACGUGAUAUUUACAGCUGCUUGAGACUCUCCACUGGCUGUGGGCAGAAACAGAAGUUGCAGGACUUCCUUCACCAAAAUACUAAUGGGCCAGCAUCAGACCUGGGACUCCAGGGAAAGAACUGGGUUCAUCUGUGCACCUCCACCCAUGAUAUCACACAGAGCCUGCAAAAUGUUCAGGCUCUUAGCUCUGCUCACACAAUAAGAAUUUUCUACCUUUUCCUCUUGUUUCAGUCAGUCUUUUCUUUUGAUUGUCUUAUGUGUCAUUUUAUUAAUACAGUUGCAUGAUAUCUCAUGAGGAUUGAAAAUUCAAGAGAGUUUUGCUUUGCUCCACACUGCUGAUGCACUGCUGUGCUCUCUGACAGCUGCCCAUAUCAGGGUGGGAUUUAUCACUGGAUCUAGACUUGUUACCACUGAAAUCAGCGUGGGCAAAGCCUUCAUCACAGGCAACCGGAAGAGCCUGGCCCUCCAGUUUCAUGGGAGAAAGUGGUUGGGGAUGCUGGAGUUCAGUCAAAGCUGGGAUAGGCAUGGGAAGUUAGGAUUGUUUAUGACCAGUAAUACUGUUAUAAUUGUGUGAAAGGGAGACAGCAGUCUUGACAAUGACAGGAGGUUGGCAGACAGGUUUCAUUUUGGACUUCAUGAGAGGUAUUGGAAGGUCACACAGUCUCUUGCUACCUGACCCUCUAUGUAUAAAGUCAGAGGAAUUAUAAAGACUAGGAGACAGGAAAUAUCAGUAAACUCACUAAUUCUGUUUGCACAGUGUUUUGUACUAUGAUGGUCUGAUUGAAAUCAGUGCCUACAGACCUCCCUGUAACAUAAUUAAUAAAGUUCUCAGACUUCAA